GCAAUGAAAAGAUUUAUGAAAAUCAAUCAUAAUCAGAUAGUAAAUUAUUGCCCUCGGCUGUCACAAGGCGCGAAAUGCAAUAGUCGGAUUUAUAGGUUACGAUGUAGAUUUGAAAGGCAUAAAUUCAAUAAUAAACCACGUGAUUUGAAUUUUAGACGUAGGUUACCAUUAAUGUGUACUCGGGUUUCCGGGAAUCUAAAAGUGUUAUUCAGUUUGACUCUCUCUAGCACCAGCAUCUUUUUUGCCUAAGUUCCUCUUACAAGUACCCAGGACUGACGAGAGGGGGAACAAGAGGGUCUAGUGUACUACAAGUUUGAUUCUGUAACGUCAUUUUUCCUCCUUUACCGAUCACUCACAUACAUGAUGUCAGAAGAUGUCAUCAAACCAGAGAUGCUUUCAUACACCAUAGUCAGUGAGGUACAUGUGCAAAACCUACAAUGUGCAAAGACUCUGGAAUUGCCUGACGUUAGAGUGAAAACAGAGAUCCCUGAAGAAAGUGGUUCCGGCAAAGGAUCCCAGCACAUGAGUGACAUGACUUUUAUGGAAGAUGCAGGUACUGUUGGGAUGACACAAAGCCAGUGGACAGGAUUGCCUGAAAGAGACCUACCAGAGCUAUUGAUAGACAAGAUAAAAGAAGAAGGUGAUGAGGACGUAGGUACAGUCCAGCUGACAACUGGGGAAACAUACAGAAUUAAGAGGUGUCUGUCACCAACAGCACUUGAAAGUGAUAGCCGUCGUCCUCGCAGUGCUCAGGUUAUUCAGCAUGACAUGACAGCGUGCUCACAAAUGGCUGAUCAACAGCACACAACUGACUUCUUGGCCCUGUUUGGAACAGAUAAUAUGAUGCUUCAAGAAGUCACUGAUAUGGAACAAAAUGUUUUGAUUCCUGGAAAGUGUGAAGAUUUUGACAAAGAUAUAGAAAGAAACGAGUUUGCUUAUCAACAACUAAAGGGCUCAAAAAAUGACAUCAGUGAUGGUGAAGCAAUGUCUAGAAAUCAUUUAGAUUCUUCUCCAGGUACUUCCAGAAAGUUCAGCCAAGUGAGUUCAGCUGAGGAUGACUCCUCCAAGUAUGGAACCAAGUGGACUGACGAUCUUCGCUGUUACCCUAUUGUGCCACCAUUCACAGGUGAACCUGGGUUAAAAUGCUUACAAAAACUUGGAGUGGCGCCAUCUCCUUUGUCUUUUUUCCAGUUGUUUAUUACAGAUGAUGUUGUGAAAACUAUUAUGGAGGAGACAAAUCGCUAUGCUAUACAGUCUGUAAAGAGAAGCAGUCAAAUAAUAAUCAAAAGGCCAGAAAUAUUAUAGCACAAUGGACUCCAACUUCAGAAUUCGAAAUAAAAUGUUUUCUUGCCAUUUGUUUGCACAUGGGUCUUGUCCAUUUACGCAGAAUUGAUGACUACUGGAGUGAUUCGUCUUCCUUGAAGACUGUAUAUGCAAGAUCACUGAUGAAAAGAGAUAGGUUCAAAGCCAUUCUCGCCUUUCUGCACUUAAAUGAUAAUGAUGCUUUAAUUGCUGCAGGUGAGGAAGGGCAUGACACCCUCCAUAAAAUCCGGCCUGUCUAUGACCAUCUUCGUUGUGUCUUUAAAUCUUUGUAUGUUCCCGAGCAGGACAUUUCUAUCCGUGAGAUUAUCUGCCCUUGGAAAGGAAGGGGUGAAAUGAAUGCAUGUAGAAUGGAUGCCCCAUCAGAGUGUGGCAUGCAGAUUCAUGAAAUGUGUGAAAACAGUUCUGGUUAUAUAUACGACUUUGAAGUGCAGGCAGGAGAGCGAGGAGAAAGCACUUCGUCAGCGGCAGUUUGUUAUCGACUUCUGACCCCCUUGAAAAACAAAGGAUACACUGUUUUUAUGGGUAGCUACUAUUGCUGCCCUGCUCUAGCUGAAAAGUUGGCUAGUGAGGACAUCAUGGUUGUGGGAAUUUGCUGCAAGGACAGACUAGGGAUGCCUGAAGACCUGCAGCAGUCUGUUCUCCAGACCGGGGAACAGAUGUACCGCAGAAAAGGACAGAUGCUGGCACUCAAGUGGCAUCAGGAUAACGAUGUGUAUAUGCUCACUACCAUGCACAGGCCGGUCAUGGUGCAUGUCAAAUCUGGCACACAAGAUGGAAUACAGCCUGCAGCACUUGUCAGCUUCACAAAGAACAUGGCUGGUGUAGACAGAAACAGUGAGGUCUUUGGUUUCAUGCCAGCAUACUGCCACACUUUGAAGUGGUGGAAAAAACUUUUUUUCUACCUUCUCGCCCUUACUGUCAUGCAAGCCCACACACUGCACAGCAAGUACCUCAAGACAAAAAGCCAGAAACCUUGGCUUGUGGACCGAUUCUGGAAACAUCUUCUGGAAGAGAUGGAGGUUGCUUAUAAAUAAUAAUGAUGUACCUCUUCACACCAGUAUUUCAAACUACACGGAAAACUUGCCAGCAGCAGCAAAAAGAGAGGAUUUAUAAAGAUGCAAAGUUUGCUACAUGACAACAAAAGAAAUUCCAGGCCACAAUGAAAAGUAUACCCCAUAUCGGUGUGCAUCGUGUACUUCAGCACCAUGCUUCAAAGUAUGGCACACCAAAAACAAACACCACUAAGAUACCAAGUAGUGCUGUGGUUCCAUGCCAUGGAAGAGAAUGAGUGCAGUUUUUAUGUUUUCAGAUGCUGUAUUUUUGUUGUAGAAACCUAGUGUUUCUAUGAAAUUCAGAAGGUAAAAAGUCCAUAGCCUAGUAGCCAGAAGAACAAUGAAAGUAGGCAUGACAUGUGUUAAAGCUUCUCUUUUACCUUUUCUGGUCAUUCAGUUUUCUUUAUCAGGGUUUAUAUUCAUGGACCAUGUUUACCCUACCUGUUAUCCUACCUAAGGUGGAUAGAUCAGGGAACUGGAGGUAGUAUCUAAAACCCAAUAUUCAUGGACAGUGUAAACCUAUCCAAAUUGUUUACCAGCCAGCAUUUAUUGGAGGUGUGUCAUUCUCAUAACUUCCUAUUACCUAGAGUAUAUGUGGCAGAGAUCAUGAUUGAAGAUAAAAAGGUAAAACAAAAGGUAAAAAGGUAAAAUAAUUUUCCCUUCAUGUCUCAGGAUUUUCUGUUCAUAUGCAUAACUUAAAACAUAAAGGUUGUUUCAAGUUCCAAAUAUUGUAUUUGCAUAAUUGGUACUAUUUAGUAAGAAUAAAUAAA
Messenger RNA from Pomacea canaliculata, 3145 nucleotides. Its product is annotated as piggyBac transposable element-derived protein 4-like. Lineage: Eukaryota; Metazoa; Mollusca; Gastropoda; Architaenioglossa; Ampullariidae. The transcript is spliced from 4 exons. The coding region runs from base 1365 to 2357 and encodes 330 amino acids. The record is from RefSeq and is a predicted model, not a curated record.